Messenger RNA from Dibothriocephalus latus, 255 nucleotides. The record is from the annotation of a GenBank genome assembly. NCBI's taxonomy places the organism in Eukaryota, Metazoa, Platyhelminthes, Cestoda, Diphyllobothriidea, Diphyllobothriidae.
AUUCUUCCACCCGUUUCUGGGCAGCCGUACUUAUCGGCUCUUUUGGCGGAUUCCCUUCCCGAAUCACAGGAGGGUAAUAAGCCACCCGCUGCCUCUGGCAACCCUCCGGAGUUGUCGUCUGCGCCAACGUCGGAAGGACAGACACAGGGCUCACUUGAACUUUCGGCCGACCGAACUCAACGGGCGGAGGAAAAUUUCUUCCUGAAAAGGCCUCUUUUUCCGAGCGCUGAGCUCGACUCGGCGGGCUUUGUUUGA